Molecule: messenger RNA, 935 nt
Organism: Ruditapes philippinarum (Manila clam)
Lineage: Eukaryota; Metazoa; Mollusca; Bivalvia; Venerida; Veneridae
Product: short-chain collagen C4-like
Exons: 3
Coding region: 82-801 (239 amino acids)
Source: RefSeq, a predicted model, not a curated record
AAGGUUUGUCAUUUAUCGCGUAAUAUAUAAGGAACGAGCAAAGGUAACACACAUUUUCACAACACAGUUUACAUUGCAAACAUGAAGAAAUGGAUAACUGUUGUACUUUUUCUUUUUUGUUCAUACGCAAGUUCAUCUGUUCGUGAAAAACGCCUAAUUCUUCACAGUAGUGAUGACGUAUUUAAUGAAAUCCAAACCUUGAAGUCGGAAAUUGCAAGUAUAAAGGCAUCUUCAGAUGCUAAUAGAAAAGAUACUGGUUCCAUCUAUACAAGAUGGGGAAAGAAUGACUGUGAUGGAAAUGGAACAGAUAAAACUUAUUCAGGGUAUACUGCCGGACACCCCCAUGAUGUUGCUGGUGGUGCAGCGAGUUAUAUUUGUCUUCCCGAAAAUCCAACAUGGGCAAAGUUCGUUGAAGGUCUACAAAAUGAAGGAGCUUACAUUUCUGGAACAGAGUAUGAGAUCUAUGCUGCCUUUAAUCCAUUCCCCAAGAAUAUGCAUGACCAAGAUGCACCAUGUGUAGUUUGUAGAAGUCCAAGACCAAUUUCAAUAAUGAUACCAGGAAAAACUGAUUGUUAUUCAGGAUGGACGCUGGAAUAUACUGGGUACCUCAUGUCUGGACAUAACACUCAAAAAGCUUCCACAGAUUACGCAUGUGUUGAUGCCAAUCCAGACUCCGUUUUACAUGGUGAAAGUAAUCAGAAUGGAAAGCUGUUUUAUUUCGUGGAAGUGAAAUGUGGGUCCUUACCGUGUCAGGAGUAUCCACAAGGUCGAGAGUUAGCAUGUGUAGUAUGCUCUAGAUAAAAACUGAGUAUAACAUAUGAUCUAUAAAGUACGAAAUUACUCUCUACCAUGACCUUCCUUGAUGUUAUUAUGUAUAAAUAAAGCAUAAAUAAGGAAUUUAUAUAUAUAUUUGAAAUAUAAAUGUAUUGAAAAAG